Molecule: messenger RNA, 660 nt
Organism: Suillus subalutaceus
Lineage: Eukaryota; Fungi; Basidiomycota; Agaricomycetes; Boletales; Suillaceae
Exons: 3
Coding region: 1-660 (219 amino acids)
Source: RefSeq, a predicted model, not a curated record
AUGGUUGGGGCCUUUCAUGGCCAUGCGCACAACCGGAGGUGCCAGAUUGACUGGCACCCGAUGUAUAUUGAUGGUACUGGCCACACGGAGGGUGAAGGUUUUGAACAUGUCUUUUCAUCCUCGAACGAGCUUGCACGUAGUACUCGCCAUGCUAAUCCAUUUCACCGGCAUCAGUCAAUCAAACAGCACUUCUCAUUUUGGGAUGAGGACAAGUAUGCGGCCCUUAGCACAUUUUUAUGCAAUCACUACCGAGAAGCCCUGACAGCUAUUCAUACCCUUACUGCCAAACUUACUGCCAUCGAAGGUAUUCUCGAUCUUACAGAUGCGGACUUCAUUCGUUUUCACGAGCAAGAACACUUAUAUCUGGAUGGUUUGAAAGAGCCACCAGUCAAGGAUCGAAUCAGUGUUCAGUAUGUUCAAUCUCUUGAUGAGGUUGCAGAGCGACAAGGUUUUGAGGAAAUGCACGUCGCUCUCAACCAAGCUCGGGUCCAUGUUGAUGGAGCUUAUUCCAAGCUUCAAAAUGCGGAAGCUAUGGCUUCGCACUUGGAAAUCCAACUCGGAAUCAAUAAACGGUGGGAGAUUGGAAGCGAACACUACAACCACUUUCGUCAAGAAGCUUCAUUAUUAAAUUAUCGCACAGCACUUGAUGAACUCAAAUGA